Messenger RNA from Amoebophrya sp. A120, 1629 nucleotides. Lineage: Eukaryota; Dinophyceae; Syndiniales; Amoebophryaceae. The record is from the annotation of a GenBank genome assembly.
UACCAUUCCUGGAAAUGAUGUAGUGAAAAGCAUUCGUGCCACCGAGUACAGCAACUACUUUUUACUUGACGUUUUCGUAUAGAUUUUGAUUUCGUGGUUUUCCUAAAACCACGACAUUCUCAGGGGUUGUCUCUUCUCUAAACGAGACGAUUUUUCGUCUCACUGCUUUUGGUUUUCCGGAUAAGUGUAAUUUUGAAACCCGUAAUACCUGUAUGCUGUAACGAAGUCAGCAGGACUCUCACUUGCAAAUCUAAAUCUACUUCUUCUACAACAAUCGCAAUAUAAAUUUCCAGUAAAAAUGGGUUGUGGUUCUUCGGGAUUGAUGGGCGCCAGUGCGCCGUACCUGAAAAAGUAUUUUGAGACGCUGGAAAAGGAGGCGGGGGAACUGGGCGCGGACCCCAUGGCGCUGAUGGUUGAGAUGUUGGAAGACCCCGAGGCGUUUCAGGAGAAAAUGCUGAAGCGGCAGGAGGAACUGAACAAAAAGUUGGAAGUUUUGAUCCACCAGAGCUUCGACAACCACGACAAAGACAAGAGCGGAAAACUUUCCGCCGGCGAGUCGGCCGUGUUCUUUAGCAACUACGCCAAGUGCUUGUCGGCCUCCAACAAGGGGAUGAUGAAUAUGCUGAUGAAAACCGCCAUGGAGGCGAUGGGCCAGGCGCUGAAGCAAGCCGGCUUGCCCUCCGAGAUGCUGGCCGCCAUGCGGAACGAGCAGCAGGCCGAGAUGAAGCAAAUGAUGAAACAGAUCAACGACAUCAUCGACGAGAUGCUGAAGGGCUACCAGGAAAACAAGGCGGAAAGGGACGCGAAAGCCUUCGAACUGCUGGACACAAAGAAGGACGGGCAGCUGGUACUCUAAUAACUCUAUUGAGGUGUAAGUAGAAAGAAGUUCUUUCUUGAAGAUCGAGUGAUCAUUUAGAUUUUUUUUUAUUGAGGAUGAGGAAAUGAGGGAAACAAAGAGCAAACCACAAGUAUGAAGAGCACACCAUUGUAAACAAGAGAUGUUGAUCGAAAAAGAAAAAAAGACGGUGUUGAUGAUGAGUGAUAAAACGACGUCGAGUGAUAUGAAGAUACUUGAAAAUAACACAAUGUCUACAGGAAAGAGACGAAGUGGUGGCUGCCCUGAUGCCGAAUACGGAACAAAACCAGGCCUUUAUGUACGCGUUGGGGUUCGAUCCCAGGAAAAUCGAGCGCAUUGCGCAGAAGGUGCAGGGAGGCAGAUUUUGAUGCACCCCCGCCGGGUUCCUUCGGUUGUUGAUGCAGAUUCGAUCGUGACCCGAUACUUAUCAUUUGAUGUGAACAACAGGAAUAGUUUCUGUUUGAAUAACUUCAACUACAUUUGGCUUUUUUGUUUUUCCCUGGCGUUGUGAUAGGUCGCAACAUGAUAUGAUCACGAUAAACAUUAACAUUGACAUUCCUUCUAUGCCAAAAUGCAACUGCUGCUAUUCUGAUUGUGUGCUUACAUGAACUCAAGACUUGCGGAACAUGCCAGUGAAAUAGAAAGCAACGCACAGACACGGCAGCAUAGUUAUAGCACUCGCACACAGUAUAAUUCCUGCUGACGUUUCGGUUUCCUAUGCUGUGAUUUUUACACCAGGGCGACGGCGAGCCUUUUUUUUUUGUUGAAAAGCG